UUUCCUGCUCUACAUACUGGAACGAAGCCCAGGAAGACACCUGAUUACCGGUUACACCACGUGUGACUGUUUGCAGAAACAGGGCUGUCAUUUCAGUCCUCACACCUUCUCAGCUGCUAACAUGACGCAACUAGAUUUAAUCAACUCACCUGGAAAACAGGUUACUGAAUGUGCUGAGUAGGGAGAGCCUGGCUGGAAUUCUUUGACUGCUUUCAGACUACACAUCUCUCCAUUCUGCUGCCUGGUCCGGGGGAUUCUGGGAGUACCAUUGCUGAAAUACUUGAAGCGCCAAAGGUUUGCUCUAUCGAAGGUGUAAAGUUUAGAGGCUCAAUGAGCAGAAUUAUACAAACCAACUUAGGCUAUAACCUGACGUUUCAUGAACCCCUCUCUCUUCAGAGGAUGAACUACGUGGGGCAGCUAGCAGGCUCUGUACUGGGCCGUGUACGGGACUUGUAUAAAGGAGUCAACCCAGCCACGUUGUCUGGCUCCAUUGAUGUGAUAGUGAUCCGACAGCCUGAUGGCUCUUUUCAAUCGUCUCCAUUCCACGUGCGGUUCGGGAAACUGGGCAUACUGAGAUCAGCUGAAAUGGCGGUUGAUAUAGAAGUAAAUGGAGAACCUGUAGAUCUGCAAAUGCGACUUGGGGAAAAUGGAGAAGCUUUCUUCAUUCAAGAGAUGGAGGAGAAUGAGGAAUACAACCCAUCCAUCAGUCCUGUUCUCCACUCCCUGGAUAUGUUAUCUACUCAUGACAAUAACGAUAUACGGGAGGCCCCCCCAGCUCCAGAUUCCCCUCGGUUUGCACUGGACACACCCGCCAGGAGGCAACGUUGGAGCAACAGAAGAAAGAGGAGUAGAGGGGAUGAGACUCCGGGAGCUCAGGAUAAAGAUGGAAUUGCUGUGCUACCUUCAUGUGACUCCAUAUAUUUCUCAUUCUCUGAACUCCCUGAAGAAAUUUCCUCUUCUAAGGAUUUUCACCCCUAUCCGGAGUUAUCCUCGAGCAGUCGAUCCCCAUCUCCUAAAAGUGACUCGGAGUUGGAAAUGAAAAUCCUCAACACAUCUCUGUCUGAGAACUGCAUGGAAUGGAACUGGGGAAGACUCCCACAGGUCACUCGGACUGAUAUUGCCUCUCAAAUAUCACAAUCCGCACCACCCAGUCCUGGCAGGGAGCUGGUUGAGAUAUCUUCCACUGCUUCAACAGAGCCUGAAAUUCACAUAACUAAUGAGGAAGAUGUCACCUUCCAUGUUACUCUAUUAGAGGGAUCAGAGGAUACCCCUUCUUUCCAGGUUCUUCCAGACGCUCCUUCUGCAUCUCUAACAUUUUUACCUGAGGAAGCGCUUUCUCCGGACUCUCAGGAAGUAUCCCUCUAUUUUCCCAACAGUGACCCACACCCACCACCGCCACCCAAUCAGCACAACUCAGAGAACGAAGCAGAUGACAAUAUGGAGUCACCCAUGUCGUGUGUAGCUUUGUCAUUAUGCGGAGGCCUUGCAGACUCCUGGAACAUUCCUGAAGAUCGGUUCCAGAAAUACAAGAUCUCAUAUUCCGAUUUCUGCAAAAACCCUUCACUGAUAGACAACCCAAGACUGGUGCUUCAGAUAAACAAAAAGUAUUACAAUUGGGCAACAGCUGCUCCUCUUGUGUUAUGUAUGCAAGCCUUCAACCAAGAACUGCCCCAGGGGGUGAUCGAUCAGAUGACUCAGCAGAGGAUGCCUCCUCGAAGUCGGGGUUGGUGGUUUUCUUGGAGAAGAAGAAGUCUGCCCAACCAACCGCCAGUAUCCAUUCCUAAGGAGCAUGUGGAACAGAACGGAGAUGAUGGCCUCAAUAGGUCAGAGGAGAAUGUGGAAGUUGCAACAGAACCCUCAGCAGUUCCAGAACAACCCUGUCCAUUUCGGAAAUCCCUACGUCUGACAUCUGAGCAGAUAAGAAGUCUAAACUUACACAGUGGAGCAAAUGAUGUUGUGUUCAGCGUCUGCACCAAAUUUCAAGGCACAUGCCGCACUCGAGCGCAGAUCUACCUGUGGGACAGUACAGACCACAUUAUUGUGAGCGACAUCGAUGGAACGGUGACCAGGUCAGAUGCUCUCGGCCACAUUUUACCGCAGCUGGGAAAAGACUGGACUCAGCCUGGGAUUGUUCAGCUCUAUAACGCCAUUCACAAGAAUGACUACAAGUUCCUCUACUGUUCUGCGCGCUCAGUGGGAUUGGCUGAUAUCACUAAGACCUUCCUCCAGGGGGUAAGUGAAGGGGGCUACACUCUACCACCAGGUCCUCUCCUGCUGUCUCCAAGCAGCUUGUUUGCAGCCCUUCAUAGGGAAGUUGUAGAAAAGACCCCAGAGCACUUUAAGAUCGCUUGUCUCUCUGACAUCUGCCAACUCUUCCCUGACCCCAGCCCAUUUCAUGCUGCCUUUGGCAAUAGGCCCAAUGAUGUCCUAGCCUACAGGGAAGUGGGGGUGCCAGAAUCUCGGAUCUUCACUGUCAACCCAAAGGGAGAGCUGACCCAGGACCUGAACUCUGGCUUUAAAUCCUCGUACUCUGCUCUGUGUGACUUGGUGAAUGUCAUGUUCCCUCCUCUGUCAUCUCACUCCACCUCGGCUCUGCUGUCUCCGCAGUUUAAUGACUUCUCCUUUUGGAGAGACCCAGUGAUCAGUAUUAGCGAGGAAGAACUUGUAUACAUUUCCUAAGAAUCGUAUCUCGGGUCUCAUUUUCCCAAGAUCUGCAUGACCCGUCAUGGUCACAGGAGCCAUUAGAAACACAUUGCUGCAAAGGUAUAGAAGGGUCAACUUGUGAACUGAUCUACAAACAACGAAAAGAUGAAACAAAAUGGUGUCCUCUACAGCACACAUUCACAUUCCAGAUGUCCUUCUUCUAAAAAAAGUCUGAAGUUUGAUUGGUUCCUGCAGUAAGCUAUUCAGCUGUUUUUUAAAAAAAUAUAUAUUUUAUGUAUAAGGUAUAAAUCUUGACUCC
This is a messenger RNA of Rana temporaria (common frog), 2962 nucleotides long. RefSeq names its product phosphatidate phosphatase LPIN3-like. Bases 331 to 2679 code for a protein of 782 amino acids. Gene Ontology annotation, molecular function: transcription coactivator activity; phosphatidate phosphatase activity. Gene Ontology annotation, cellular component: nucleus. The transcript is spliced from 20 exons. NCBI's taxonomy places the organism in Eukaryota, Metazoa, Chordata, Amphibia, Anura, Ranidae. The record is from RefSeq and is a predicted model, not a curated record. Gene Ontology annotation, biological process: positive regulation of transcription by RNA polymerase II; triglyceride biosynthetic process; fatty acid catabolic process.